Messenger RNA from Stegostoma tigrinum, 4445 nucleotides. RefSeq lists its product as uncharacterized. The record is from RefSeq and is a predicted model, not a curated record. The transcript has 2 exons. Bases 523 to 1491 code for a protein of 322 amino acids. Lineage: Eukaryota; Metazoa; Chordata; Chondrichthyes; Orectolobiformes; Stegostomatidae.
UCUGAGGAGCCUUUGGCAUAAAUUGCUGCUAUUGUAAUCCCUUUCCUGUUUUAACUUCCUGAAUCAAAACAGUUUCAGUUCAAAGUUUUGGUAAAGAUCUGUAGCACGGGUUGUGGGUUGAUUGAGACUCCACCGAUGAUGCCACCUAGUAUAGUGACAAAACAUCUGAACAAGAACAAGUCAACAACCUCACAUUUCAGUUUCAGUUUCAGCUCCAUUUGCUUCACACGGUGGUUCCAGUCUCUGUAUUCAACAAGUAAAAAGUAAGAACUGCAUUAAACUCUGAAGAAGGGUCUCGACCCGAAACGUCAAACUUUCCUGCUCCUCUGAUGCUGCUUGGCCUGCUGUGUUCACCCAGCUUCACGCCGUGUUAUCUUAAACUCUGUAGGUUCAGCUUUACUGUACAACAAUCACAAAGACAUCCAUUGAGAGGCAUUCAGUCCAAGUGACAUUAAUCCAGUUGGAAUUUACUGUACUCUCAGCUCUAUUUGAUGCAAGGUUAAAUCUGACGGAACGAAAAUUAUGGGCAAUAAAGUUUCAGUAAGUUCAAAAGAAGAUGCUGCAAGAAAGCUGUAUGUGAAGAUGAAGAAUCAAAGAGCAUAUGAACAAGACACCAAAAACAUGGAGCUCACAAAGAAAUGUUUACAAAAAGUGACACUGUCAGGUUUGCAAAAUAUUUUUUCCAUGUUACUAUCAAGCGUACAACCAGUCAAUGCAGCUUUUUGUAUGACUGGACUAGGAGUAGCACUUUUAAUUGUUUGUAUUAUUGCAGACAAAUUUAUAAACAGUUCCAAAAAUGCCACGGGUGGCAAUAUCACUGAGACAGCAAUCCGCAAAAUACUCCACGAGGAUCAGAUACAGGAAAUCUGUAACAUCGUUAUCGCUUAUCAGAAUCGCUGCAAAAUGUUUGCAAACAACAAAAAGAAACUUUGUGAAGAAGCUACAAUCUCUGAAAGGGAUCUGUUCAACCAGCUCACUCGAACCAGCCAAAAUAUGCUUAGGAAUCGCCAAAGUGCAACUGUGUCAAAUUUCCUAGCCUGGUUGAAAGGUGCCAGAAUUCACCUGGAAUUGCUUUCUGACAUGAUUACCUUGCAGGUUGUUGAACCAUAUGCUGUCGAACAGGCAGCGGAAAUCCACCAUGAUACCAUGAGUCAACUGGUGCAUGCAGUCAAGGAACAAAAGGCAUCAGUCAUUAACUUGUUUCAGAUUCCUCUAGGCAUCAUGCUCAGAGACAAAGAAGCAGGUCAAACAGUUUGUGUUUUUUACCCUCACAGCAGUGUCGGUGGUAUCAAGGAUUAUUACUUGAAGCUGCUUUUUGAUGAGCAACUUAGAGGUGUAGAGGAACAGUUUAAAUCUCUUAUCACUAAUUUUCAAGAGAAUUCCUGGGCAAGAAUUACCAGGUCUGAGCUGUGUGACAGUAUUGUACCUUUAGGAAAGACUUUUCCUGCAUCCUUUUCCUUUCAUCAGAAGGCACAGUGGCACAGGGGUUAGUACUGCUGACUCACAGCGCCAGGGACCCAGGUUCAAUUCCGGGUUGUAUUAUUGCAGACAAAUUUCUAAACAGUUCCAAAAAUGCCACGGGCGGCAAUACCACUGAGAUAGCAAUCUACAAAGUACUCCACAAGGAACAGAUACAGGAAAUCUGUAACAUCGUUAUCGCUUAUCAGAAUCGCUGCAAAAUGUUUGCAAACAACAAAAAGAAACUUUGUGAAGAAGCUACAAUCUGUCUGUGUGGAGUUUGCACAUUCUCCCCGUGUCUGCGUGGGUUUCCUCCGGGUGUUCCAGUUUCCUCCCACAGUGCAAAGAUGUGCAGGUUAGGUGCAUUGGCCAUGCUAAAUUGCCCGUAGUGUCUAUGGAUGUGCAGACCUUGUGGAUUAUCCAUUGGGACUGCAGAAUUACAGGGAUAGGGUAGUAGUGGUCAUCCAUCUCCGUGGGAUGCUUUUUGGGAGAUUGGUGUGGACUUGAUGGGCUGAAUGGCUUCCUUCCACACUGUAGGGUUUCAAUGAAGCAGUGGGGAAAACAUUGAAGACCCCUAAGCACUUUUCUAAAAUUAAAAAGGAGCAUGUGUUGGUGGAGUCAGGCACACACAGACCAGCGUUUUAGUUUUGCUUUCAUUUGGGAUUUGGGGCUGUUGAAGCCAAUGAAUACGGCCCUUUGAUGCAGCAGUGAAAAGCUUGAGUUCCCUCUCCUCUGUUAGAUUGUUUCUUUCAGCGUUCCUUUCUCCUAGACAGCAGAUAACGUGUGGGGAAAAUCUGCUUUGUUGAAUUUGCCUUUUUCCUGGAGUGCAUUUCGGGAUACUGCUAUCUUGGAGUAGUUGAUGAUUAUUAGUUAAAAAAUAUAAUAUUAUCUUAACUAUUCAAUAGUACUAAAACUAUGACAAAUCUUUUUUUGUUGUUUGCUUCUUUACUGGGACAAGAAUAGUGUUUUUGCUUAUAGCCUAGUAAUGGACCAAUUGAACCACAAGUGGAAUGCAGUGUCCUACACUUGUCGAUAAAUAAAAUGAAAAGUUACGGUCUAGGAUAUCACCUUGAUAUAUUUUGAGGGUGUUUGUUCUGGCCCAUAAGUUUGAAAACAGCAGUCCAGCUCAUUAUCUCAAUCUUCCAAAUUUUAAGAUUGUCUACAAUUUCCAUAGGGCCACUGAGGGGAAAGGAAACUUGUUUGUCACCAACUAAAUUUCCCAGAAGGAGAUUACUAGGGAUUCAGACAGCACAUUUGAGAGAAAGUGUUCACAUUUUGAGUCCAGUGUAAUUCAGUAGAUAGUAGGUGCAGGUGUGUUAGGCUGAAUUCCUUCCUUUUGCAUCAUAAUAAUUCUAUGAUUCUUCUUCAGAAUUCUGAAUUAAUUUCACAGCAGUUUGCUUCUUUUUAAUUUACUCACGGGAUGUGAGUAUUGGGUUUAUUGCCCAUUUAUUGCCCAUCCCUGGAUGCCCUUGAGGAGGGGGCCAAUCUGGUUCACAAUUAAAUUUUGAAACUUUAACUAUUUUACAGGGCAAGUCAAGCUGGAUUGUCAUUCACCUUUCCCUCCAACAACUGUGCAUUGAUGUAACGGUGGGAUGUGGGCCCCACAGGUUUUCAUUGCUGCCCAUUCAUGAUGCGCUGUUUUAUAACACUCCAAAUUCAUUAACAUACAGCUGAGUAUCUAUCCAUAGCCACGACUAACAUUGGGCUGCCCAUGACUGAGCAGCAUAAAAUGGCCGACAGCCACCCUUGGCAAAAGCAGCAAAAACAUGGCUGACUGUAGUCUUAGGAAGUCUGAGAAAAUAUUUGCCUAAUGUAGCCUGUAUGAGCUAGAACUAUAGUAGCUCUGUAGACUCAAGGUAACAGACUGAGAUAGAAUAUGCAGCUUCACUUGUUAACACAUAAGAAAUAGAUAAGAAUUUUUCACACUACACUUAAUUAACAAAUUUCUCUUUAAUUAUUUACUUCAAUCUGUUACAAUACUGAUGGUAGUGUUUAGUUAAGAUCCUUCAAAUAAUCAUAGGUAUAGACUCUGAUGACAUUGUAGAUUCACACAUGUACAAAAAAAAAUCACUAAAAGCAUUAAUGAAAAAGAUUCAAAUAAAAUUGAGAGCAAGCCAGUCUCAGACGGUAAAAGCAACCCACAUAUCAUUACAGGGGGAAUUGGAUUAGAGGCCAGGCAUUGGAAUGUGGAUUGAAUAAACACAUUGUGAGACACUUGAGGAUAAAGAUCAGGGUGUCUAGUCAAAAUAAUGAGAGAGAAACUGCUCAUAACUUGGUAGUUCUAAACAAAGACAGAAAAAUUGCUGGAAAAGCUCAGCAAGUGUGGCCGCAUCUCUGGAGAGAAAAGGUUGGCAUUUCAGGUCAGUUCUGAGAAAGGGGCGCUGGACUUGAAACGUAAAAUCUGAUUUCUCUCCACAGAUGCUGCCAGACCUGCUGAGCUUUUCCAGGAAUGUCUGUUGUUUCUGAUUUACAGCAUCAGCAGUUCUUUCUGUUUUUUUUCAAAGUAUUCUUACAUUAGAUGUAACUAAAAAUUUCAACUGAUAUUACAAAUUUUAUAACAAUUCGAAAAAUUGAAUGUCUUUUCUCAGUACUGUAAGAGGUUAGUAAACUGUGUAACAGAACUUUAAAAAGUGUUAAGCAAGUAUCUAAUUUAUUGACAGUUAACAUGGUGCAGCUAGCCUGGGAAGGAAUGUACUUGAAUACAGUGUCCACUGGGGAAAGCCCCAAGAAGGGAAAUAAAAGAGUCUGGGAAACAUCAGGAGAACAUGGAGGCCCAGAGGGCCACAAACUAAUCCAUCUGUAGUCAUGCAGUCAUAUGAUUAGCUUAAUUGGAAAUGUAAGCAAUUAAUUAAAAGUAUGAUAAGUGUGUAAUUGCGAAAGGUGGAGUGAAUCAAAUGUAUAAAAAUUGUUGUCUUUCCUUUGUUCAGGAGGAGCUCUCUGGAUUUUCAGGGGAUUUCUUCCUACUGGUGUAAUUUCAAUAAAGUCUU